Messenger RNA from Drosophila persimilis, 1245 nucleotides. RefSeq lists its product as uncharacterized. The record is from RefSeq and is a predicted model, not a curated record. Bases 628 to 831 code for a protein of 67 amino acids. The transcript has a single exon. Lineage: Eukaryota; Metazoa; Arthropoda; Insecta; Diptera; Drosophilidae.
UGUCUAAUCGCGGUCCAAGUCUCAGAUUGUACUCACAGUAUUCGGAUUCGGAUUCGGAUUGCACAAGCCUCUUAUCAAAACACAAAAAAAAAACUACUCCCAGACAGACGGCGGAGCACAACAGUCUCUACAGCACCAGCACCAGCACCAACACGACGACAAACAAUCUGGCAACGAAUCGUAUACGUAAUGCCAAACAAAGUUCCAUUCAUUUAACUCGAUUCGCUCGAUUCAGUUCUCAGGCAGGUGUCAAGCGACGCACACACGACCCACCGACGCGCGGCAUUUUAUUUUCCAACAGGAACACACACGUACCCCAUAAUACACCAUACAAUAUACGAUACUUAAUUAGCAUACGCGUUUCAGUUCUGUUUCUGUUUCUGUUUCGGUUCGGUUUGACGUUCUCUGUGUGUCGUCCGGUUGGUCGCUUGGUCGUUUGGUCGCUUUGUCGUUUGGUCGCUUUGUCGUUUUGGACUGUCUCCCGCGUUUGCCUUUGCUUCCACUGUCACUGUCAAAAUAUAUACUUGCACAUUAUUUUUUGUUUCGGUGAGCCGUACAGUACAAAGUAUCAGAAAAAUUUGAAGCGUGUUCAAGUAAAGAGCAACGACGAAAAAGACGACUAUCAAAAUGCUGGAUCCCAUCUCGGACACCCCUUUGGUCUUGGCGUAUGCAUUCAUGUCGCUACUGGUGCUCAUUCUGUGCUUCAUAUUGGUCAAUGUGGUCCAUAAGCUGUAUCGCAGCAUCAACAGCGGCGAUCCCAUAUCGAGUCCGAUUUCUACACACGAGCUGAAGACCUCCAUAGCGGAGAUAGACCCGCUGAAAACCGGUUAAGAAGGCGCAGCAGAAGCAGCAGCUGGCGGCUUGGCUCGGCUCAGCUACACAUAGAGCGGCGCGGUGCGGUGCGGCGCGGGAGAAUCUCAGCGAAGCCCGACGACAGAAUGCUCCGAGUCUUGGAGUCGACAGCUGGCGGUACACCCACGUACCGCAAAACAGACACAGACACAGAAACACAAACACAAACUACUCGUAAACGUAAAACGUAUCCUGAUAUAAACUAAAGCAAUUAGCCCUAAACUCUGAACAUACACUUAGACUUACACUAGCCAUAAGCCACUGCCCCCCACCAUCGAACUGCGGCGAGGGGGCAGUCUCUAGUCACCUAAACGUUCUUAUUGUCCUAAGGUUAGGUUACAUAUGCAUUAUAAUGUACAUAAAUAAACGACUUGAGCAUUAAGCAAGCAGCAA